AUGGAGCUAGCCACCCCGGCCGGACGCGCACCAAGACUCCGGCAGGACGUCGGCCGUCCGUCGUGGCCAUUCCCCGGCGCCACCGUACCCUCCAUCGUCGCCGGGAGAGAAAGCCGCCGCGCCCCGUUCCAUUUCAACUCAUCCCAUCCUUCCAAGUUCGUCGUGGAUCCCAGCCGGGCCGUCGGAUCGAUGGCCGCCGUGAAGAAGGUGGUGGUGAAGCUGGACCUGCACGACGACACGGGGAAGCGCAGGGCGAUCAAGGCCGUCUCCACUCUCUGUGGCAUCGACCAGAUCGUCGUGGACAUGAAGGACGACAAGAUGACGGUCGUGGGCACGGUCGACCCCGUGCACGUCGUCGGCAAGCUGCGCAGGCGCUUCUGCACGGUGCAGGUGGUCUCCGUCGGCCCGGCCAAGGAGGAGGAGAAGAAGGAGGUCUCCGUCGGCCCGGCCAAGGAGGAGGAGAAGAAGAAGGAGGUCUCCGUCGGCCCGGCCAAGGAGGAGAAGGACGACUGCGGGUGCGGGGACAAGAAGGACGCGAGCACGCUCGUCCCAGUGUGCCUGCCGGCGUGCUACCCGCCGCCGCACUGGUACCCGCCGCCUCAGCACCCGCACCCGUGCUACUUCAUCCACACCGAGGAAGGCCCCAAUGCGUGCGUCAUCUGCUGAUCGCCGCACAUUUUUUGCAGCCGGCCUGCAUUGCCAGCCGAUUGUUCGAUCGGGACUCAUCAGCCUACCUGCACCGGCGAUCGGCGGCGUGCGUUAUAUAUAUAUGGCCGUGUGAGCUAAAUAUUG
Triticum aestivum (bread wheat) is the source of this 792-nucleotide messenger RNA. Its product is annotated as heavy metal-associated isoprenylated plant protein 39. The transcript is spliced from 4 exons. Gene Ontology annotation, molecular function: metal ion binding. The record is from RefSeq and is a predicted model, not a curated record. Lineage: Eukaryota; Viridiplantae; Streptophyta; Magnoliopsida; Poales; Poaceae. The coding region runs from base 1 to 666 and encodes 221 amino acids.